CUAACGUUCUCCAGAUUAUCAUACUGGAGAAAACAUACUGAACCGAUUAUGGAAAAUACAACUUUCUUAGAUUUUCUCAAUGCAUCUAUUGCCACUACACAAACCAUAUAUACAACAGAUGUACAGGGCAUCACCAGCGAUUCAAAAUCAAAAUUUUAUUUCACCAUGACUCCAAGUGCUAUAUCGGAAACAAAUGUCGUUUCUUUCCUUCAUCGCGUAAUUGUUGGAUCUGUCUUGCUCGUAUUCGCAUUGGUCGGUCUUUUGGGCAACUCCCUCGUGAUCAUUUCAAUUAUUGUUAGCAAAAAUCUACGGACGAUCACCAAUAUUCUGGUUGUCAAUCUCGCUUUCGCUGAUAUCUUGACGUGUUCCUUUAUACCUUUCCAAAGUGUUGGUCUCCUAAGUCAGACAGGAACUUACCCAGUGAACGAGGGGGUCUGCGCAACAGUGGCCGCAGUGCUGUACACCAGCGUAUGCUGCAGUGCAUACACUCUCGUAGCAAUAGCAUUCAUAAGGUGGUAUGUCAUCACCAAGUCUAUCCGAGGACAUCAAGGUAUUCAUACUCCCAAGAGAAUCAUUGCCAUAGCUGUAAUAAUCUGGAUGUACUCAGGAUCAGCUAUGGUCCUACCUCCAGUGUUGGGUCUCGGGACACUCGGCUAUUCCGAAUAUUACAGCAUAUGUUCUUUAAAAGAUGGGCAAACAUCCAAAACUUACUACGUCAUACUUCAAGGAAUCUUGGCAGCAGUUGCUCUUCUGCUCACUCUUACACUUUACACUUUGAUUCUGAGUCAUGUUCGUCGACACAAUGACCAAUUUCGAAACAAGUUUGCAACGGAUGAAAAGACCAAGUCCACGUCAACAAGUACACACGGAGGCCAAGCUUCUUCAUCUGAUUCUGGAGGUUCUCAUCCACCCAUGAUCAAGGCAAUCAACCAAAAGGAAAUCGAGAUCACUAAGAAUCUUUUCAUGGUCGUUUGUGUUUUCAUGUUCUGUUUCCUAGCUACUGCUGUUAAUUUCGUCAUCCCCGGUUCUAGUGCCGUUACUCUGUACACCACCAUGAUACUGUUAGGGAACAGUGUGGCCAAUCCGAUCAUCUAUGGUCUGAAGCAUCCGAACUUUCAGGUGGCCUUCAAGAAAAUCCUACGCUGUCGAACUCUAGGAUAG
This is a messenger RNA of Lytechinus variegatus (green sea urchin), 1161 nucleotides long. Its product is annotated as adenosine receptor A2a-like. The record is from RefSeq and is a predicted model, not a curated record. The transcript has a single exon. Gene Ontology annotation, molecular function: G protein-coupled receptor activity. Gene Ontology annotation, biological process: G protein-coupled receptor signaling pathway. NCBI's taxonomy places the organism in Eukaryota, Metazoa, Echinodermata, Echinoidea, Temnopleuroida, Toxopneustidae. Gene Ontology annotation, cellular component: membrane. Bases 49 to 1161 code for a protein of 370 amino acids.